AUGGAUGCGCUGGACCACAACAUGGAUGUGAUUGCCGACUACUAUGGCGAUCGCCACAGCAAGUUGCGUGGACAUAGCAAGAAUCACAAGAGCCCGGCCCUGGCCCUGCGACAGAUCCAGCGCGGCGGCACCAUCGGCGGCGUGUGCGCCGCAAAGGUUGCCGAGGCUGAGGUGAUGGUGGAGGGUGGGGUGGCCAGCGUAUUCGUUACCAGCGAGGUGGUUGCACCCCCAAAGAUCGCCCGGCUUUGCGCCCUGGCGGACCACGCCGAGAUCCUGGUGGCCUGCGAAAACGAAGCGAAUGCCCACGACCUUUCCCAGGUAGCCGCCUCCCAGGGCGUAAACCUGGGUGUGGUCAUCGAGCAGGAAACCGGACUGCUACGGUGUGGGGUGCAUGAGGUGGAACCCGGCCUGGCUCUGGCUCGAUUGAUCGAUUCGCUGCCCGGACUGUCCCUGAAAGGCGUGAUGAGCCACCAGAUGAUGUCCGAACCCUCGUCUGACCGAGAGGACCGGGCCACCGAAGCACACCGUCUCAUCCAGCCGGUUCUGGAUCUUCGAGAAGCCAUGAUCGCCGCCGGACUGCCGGUUGAAAUCGUCUCGACGGGCGAGACCUGGAGCUACGAUAUCGCGGGGGAUAUGCCUGAGGUUACCGAAAUUCAGGGUGGCUCCUACCUGGUAAUGGAAACCUCAUACGAAUACAUCGAGGAUUUUCAGCUGGCCGGCAAGGUGUUGACCUCCAUCAUCAGCGUCCCACGUCAGGGAACGGCGAUCGGCGACGCUGGGGCCCGGGCCGUGGGAGGCAUGAAGGGGUUGCCGCGAGUGGAAGGUCGCCCCGGGGUUGAAGCCGUCAAUAUGGACACCGACCGCACCGUGUUCCAAGUGGCGGAGGGAGCCGAACUGGCGGUCGGCGACCAGGUUAUGCUGCUUCCCGGCCAGCAGGACGCCAUGGUAAGCCGCUGGGAUCGUUUCAUCGGAAUACGCGACGGAAUGGUGGAGGCGGUUUGGGAUAUCGAGGCACGGGGCUGUCACAAUUAG
Molecule: messenger RNA, 1032 nt
Organism: Geodia barretti
Lineage: Eukaryota; Metazoa; Porifera; Demospongiae; Tetractinellida; Geodiidae
Source: the annotation of a GenBank genome assembly